Messenger RNA from Grus americana (Whooping crane), 3377 nucleotides. RefSeq names its product family with sequence similarity 110 member D (gene FAM110D). The record is from RefSeq and is a predicted model, not a curated record. NCBI's taxonomy places the organism in Eukaryota, Metazoa, Chordata, Aves, Gruiformes, Gruidae. The transcript has 3 exons. Bases 1837 to 2874 code for a protein of 345 amino acids.
AACCCCCAAUGCCUCCCCAGGGGAAGCAGGAUGCUGCCUGGGAUGCUGAUGCCAGGAAGGGCCCUUCCAAUCAUCCCUUUUUGUAUCCCAAAGGGAAUCUGCCUUGUCCAAACAGUUCAACAGUAAGUGCCUAGUGGGUGCUCUGAGGAGGAGCGGGAGAGGAGGGUGGUCGCUCUGGGACAGGUUCGGUAGGAGCAUCCCGUGGGAAUACCCUGCGUCUGCCCGAGAAAGGUGAAUCCGAGGCUGCUCUUACUCACUUGUGGCUUUACUGGAACAGCUGCUGGGAUUCCAUCUCGGAAAAUAAAACCUGUCCAAUAAAUGGUGAUUCAUGUUGCCUGGAGUUAAAAAUAAGGUCCUGUUGGCUGCCCCUGUCCCAUGUGGGAGCUCAGGUGCUCUUUUCCCAGGGGCAGAUCCCAGGGCUCCCACAGGUUUCUCCAUCACCCCCGUCCUUUUUCCCCAUCAUCCUCUGGAGAUGGUUGGGUUUGCUCUGGCACGGCCGCAUCCUGCACGCAGAGCCUGAGCACCGCUGGGAGCACAGCUGCUGGUGUUGCUCCUCUGCAGUUUAUUAGAAUAGAAGAGGUGGUUUGUCCCUUCCUCGCUUUCACUGGGAUUUUUUCCGGUGCUGGCAGAGCUUGGACAAGCUCUGGCCGCUCUCAUCCUGCUCAGACUCCAUUUUCCUCAGCCUGGGAAUCCUGGCCCCGGCCCCUUCCUGGCACCAUUGCCGUUGCGCAGGGAGGUGCUGGAUGCUGACCCGGCCCUGGUUCCCGGCACUGGCUCCUCAGCCGCGGCACCGCAGGAAGGAACUGGGGUGGGGGACAGCAGCGCUCGAGGCCAGGUCCCCUCUCAUCCAGGGACAGUGCCCUGGCCUGCGGGUCCCAGGGCCAAUCCUGUGGCUUUGUCCCCGCUGGAGCCUCCUGAGUCCCUGCAAGCAGCCUGGGCCGGGCUGUACCCCGGCUCCCCGUCCACACUGGCUACGAGAGGGAUGGAGGGAGCUGGCAGGUCCCUAGGGAGCACUGGGGGCUUUUUCUGACCCCGCUCCGAGGGGCUGGGAGCCCAGCUCGGGGUGCAGUGUGUCCUUCUUCCCCCAGCUGCUGCGGUGCCGCUGUCGCAGCCCCCCCAGGCAGGCGCUGGGGAUGGAGGGGGGCCCUAGGGCUGCCCCCGCAGGAGCACUCAGCCUUCGGGAAGGGGAGAGGGCAGCGGUAAAAAUAACCCCUGGGCCGGCUCCAGCCUGUUGUGGCUUCCUGCAAUUUUACAGCCCUUCCCGGGGGGAAGAGGAGGCAGGAACUGGCUGACUCGCCAGUGGAGAAGGUGCCAGAAGGACCCUUCCUCCCUCUCCCUCCUCCCUCUCCCUCCUCGCCGGCCAGGGCAGGAUCCUGGGGAAGGGGAUCAUGGUGGGCUUCUGCUCCUGAGCUGCAUCCAGCAUCUUGGGGUGGAUGUAGAAGGAGAAGCUGCCGGGAGCAGACGUGGUUUUCCUGUCCCGUUCCUAAUGCCCCAUGUGCUGGGGGGGGACAGAGAGACUCAGUCCUGCCUGGGAGGAGGCAGAGAUCUGUGUUGCGGAUCCCAAAAUCCUGGCCAGGCUCCCGCUCCUGCCGGUUCUGGGCUCAGUUUGCUGCUGGCGGCCAGAGGGACAGGACCUGAGUGAGACCGGAGCAUCCCUGCAUCCCAUCCUUGCAUCCCUGCAUCCCAUCCCUGCGUGGGCUCAGGGCUGAAUCCAGGAGCCAAGCGAAGCUUUGGGAGCCUCCCCGGCCGCAGCACCGCAGCACCAGACCACCCCCCCACCCAGCCACCCGGGGAAGAGCAGAGCGACCAGGGGUGCUGUUUUGGGGCUGGGGAGCAAUGGUGCCCCUGGGCAGCCCCUCUCUCGCUGUUUGUGCCUCCAGCAACCUGCGCCUCAUGGCCCCCGGCCGCGGCUCCCCCCUGGCCUGGCUGAACCAGGGCUCCGAGUGCCCGCGGGAGCUGGGGGGCGGUGGGGGCCGGACGCCCAGCGCCGUGGAGCGGCUGGAGGCCGACAAGGCCAAAUACGUCAAAUCCCAGCAGGUCAUCAACAGCCGGCAGGAGCCGGCGCUGCGGGGCUGCUCGCCCCGGCUCUCCCCCCGCAGCCGGCGCCUCCUCGUCCGUCAGCAGUGUAGCGAGUUGUGUCAGGGCUCGGAGCUGGGCCGGGAGGGCUCCUGGAAGCUGUCGUGCCCCCAGUCCCCUGUGUCACGCCGGACCGGCAGCAGGCGCCUGCUGAGACCCGACUCGCUCAUCAUCUACCGACAGAAACGGGACUGCCCCGGGGGGGACAAGGAGAACACCAAGGGCGCUGGGCUGGUGCGACGCUUCUUCCAGGGACCCCUCAGAGACAAACCCCCCAGCUCCCCCCCAGCCAGGGGGGUGGAUGAGGGGCCACCAGCCCCCCCGAGCCCCAAACCCCCCAUGCUGUGGGUGCCUGCAGAGAAGGAGGAGGUGAGGACGCCAGAUGCCAGCAGCGGCGGUGGCAGUGGUGGCAUCUUCCCUCUGCCCAGCAGCCCAGCGGCGCAGCACCCCCGGCCCCCUGACAAGCAGGCGCUGGCUCUGCGCAUCUCCCUGCCGCUCUCGGAGCAGGAGCGGUUCUUCAACUACUGCGGGCUGGACCGGGCACUGGUGGAGCUGCUGGGGCGGGAGAGGUUCGGGCCGGCGGGCUGGGACAACGCCUCGGUUCGGCUCCCCGGAUCCUGCGAGUCGGAGCCUGGGCAGGCUUCGGGAGGCAGCGAGGAGGAUGCGGAGCUGGGCGAGGAGGAGUCAGACACCCGGCUGGGCUCCGCCGUCUCGGUGGUGGAACGCAAUGCCCGCGUCAUCAAGUGGCUCUACGGCUGCCAGAGAGCCUGGGCGGCCGCCAAGGAAUCCACCGUCUGAGCAGAGGCAGCCCGGCUGGGGACAGGGACCCUCAUGUGGGUCCUGCUGGCUGGAUGCGGCCCCUUGCUGGUUGUGGCCAAUGGGCUGGUGGCAUCCAUGGGGCUACUGCUGGCCACGUGGGCCACCAGAUCUACCCUACCCCCUCCCCUUUACCCCCGCACCACCAGGUCUGCCCUGCACCCAGGGCUGAGCCCAGUGGGGCACCCAGGGGGGGGCAGGCAGGGAAGGGGCUCCCCUGGGAGUUUCUCCAUGUCUCCGGGGCCACCAGGCUGCUGUCCCCCCCACUGCAGCCCCUCUUCUCCAUCCUCUCCAUCACCAGCCCAGGGUGGUGGGAUGGGGCUGCAGCCCCCUCAGUUGCUCACGUCCUGCACUGGCUGGGGGGUGGGCAGGGUCCGAGCCCCCCCCGCCACGGGCAAUGGUCACCCCACAGCCCCCUCCUCCCCAGAAAAGGGGCUGCUGGGACCAGAGCAGCGCUCAAUAAACCUGUUUUGGUUUUGUUCUGU